Molecule: messenger RNA, 528 nt
Organism: Letharia columbiana
Lineage: Eukaryota; Fungi; Ascomycota; Lecanoromycetes; Lecanorales; Parmeliaceae
Exons: 3
Coding region: 1-528 (175 amino acids)
Biological process (GO): branched-chain amino acid metabolic process
Molecular function (GO): branched-chain-amino-acid:2-oxoglutarate transaminase activity
Source: RefSeq, a predicted model, not a curated record
AUGCCGUUUCCUCCGCCGCCUGUAGAAUCCAUUGAUUGGGACAACAUAGGCUUCAAAGUCCGCGAUGUCAAUGGCCACAUCGAAUCAUAUUACAGCGUCAAUACCGGCAAAUGGAGUGAACCCCAAUUCAUCGCGGACCCUUAUCUCCGCAUACACGGCAUGGCACCUGCCCUGAAUUAUGGCGAGCAAGCAUUUGAAGGGAUCAAAACAUUUCGAACACCAGACGACCAGAUAGCUAUCUUCCGCACCAUGGCCAACGCAAAACGAAUGGCCCACUCUGCCGGAUUUGUCGCGAUACCCCCUGUACCAGAAACACACUUCGUCAAAUGCUGUCACCUAGCAGUAGGGCUCAACGCCGAACAUGUCCCUCCUCAUCGCACCGGUGCUUCCAUGUACAUCCGGCCCCUGGUAUAUGGAAGCUCCGCACAUCUCGGACUAACCCCGCCCGGAAGAGUUUACCUUUGUUGUCUUUGUGGUACCGGUUGGCGUCUUCCAUGGCGUUCAUCCCGUCGACGCCUUGAUUCUUGA